Messenger RNA from Lindgomyces ingoldianus, 1854 nucleotides. RefSeq names its product homoserine o-acetyltransferas-like protein. Lineage: Eukaryota; Fungi; Ascomycota; Dothideomycetes; Pleosporales; Lindgomycetaceae. Gene Ontology annotation, molecular function: homoserine O-acetyltransferase activity. The coding region runs from base 72 to 1640 and encodes 522 amino acids. Gene Ontology annotation, biological process: L-homoserine metabolic process. The record is from RefSeq and is a predicted model, not a curated record. The transcript is spliced from 3 exons.
GUGCCCAACAUGGACAUUCACACGCAUCACCCCGUUCGACGCAAGCACUACGCCUGCGACCUGCCACACUCAUGACUCCUGGCGUCAUGGCCGCUUCUGAGACGAACGGGGCCGUGGUCAAUGGCACCCACAAGUACAAGAAAGUCUUUUCUCAACCUGAGAACCCGUUUUCCAAUCUGAUCCCCGGCCAAACCAUCGCCAUCAUCCCCCAAAUCGAGCUUGAAUCCGGUGUCAUCCUCCGCAAUGUUCCCGUUGCAUACAAAACAUUUGGCAUGCUGUCACCGAAGCGGGACAAUGCCAUGGUCAUAUGCCACGCACUCACUGGGAGCGCGGACGUCGGAGACUGGUGGGGCCCGCUUCUCGGGGGUCCAGGCAAGGCCUUUGACAUCUCGAGGUUCUUCGUCGUCUGCAUCAACAGUCUUGGGAGUCCCUACGGCAGUGCCAGCCCUGUCACGGCCAAAGAUGGCAAUGCUUCGUUGGGUUUGUAUGGGCCCGAGUUUCCUCUGACUACCGUCAAGGACGAUGUCAAUAUCUUUAAGCGUAUUCUCGACGAUCUGGGGGUGCGCCAAAUUGCAGCCGUCAUUGGUGGUUCCAUGGGCGGCAUGCUCGUGCUUGAGUUUGCGUACUUCGGAAAGGACUACGUGAGAAGUAUCAUCCCUAUCGCAACGUCUGCGCGGUAUAGUGCUUGGGGUAUAAGCUGGGGUGAGGCACAGCGGCAGAGCAUCUACAGCGAUCCAAAGUACGACGACGGAUACUACGCAUUUCAAGACCCUCCUUCCACUGGACUUGGUGCCGCCCGCAUGUCUGCGCUCCUGACAUAUCGCAGCCGUGAUUCGUUUGAGUCGCGCUUCGGGCGGAACACCCCCGACCUGUCUAAGAGACAAAAUAUCAACGCCGUCCCGCGGCCUACCUCACCGCAUCAUGAACACUGGGCAAUUCACAACGAUGGUCAUAAAAAUGCUAGGUCUCCACGGCCCUCUCGGACAAAUAGUACGACCAUGCUACCUACUCACUUCGCAUCUAGUGAAUCCGAUCUGGAAUUCCACAAUCCGUCAAAGCUCUCAACGCCUGAGAUUCCAGAGAACGGAUCCACGAACGGUAACGGACGCGCUGUAACACCACCUAAGAAACGCACUCCUACAUAUUUCUCUGCGCAAUCAUACCUGCGUUACCAAGGGGAAAAAUUCAUCAAGCGAUUUGAUGCAAAUUGUUACAUUGCAAUCACCCGAAAGCUGGACACUCAUGAUAUUUCCCGACAUCGCUCCCCCCCUGGUGCCGAUCCCGAUACCCUUGAUCCGGUAUCGGCGCUUCACUAUGCUCUGUCAUUAAUUGAGCAACCAACCCUCAUCCUUGGCAUUCAAUCCGAUGGUCUUUUCACAUUUGCCGAGCAGCAAGAAUUGGCAGCCCACAUCCCAAACGCAACGUUAAAGACAAUUGACUCUCCCGAAGGCCACGAUGCAUUCUUACUUGAGUUUGAGCAGGUUAACCGACAUCUUCUCCUCUUCAUGAACGAAGUCCUCCCAAAUAUUAUGGCACGAAGUCCAAAGAUGGAAGGCAUUGGUAGUGAUGACUCAGGAAUGACCGCGAAGAAGACAAGCACCUUUGGCGAAGUCGAAGUGGGCGAUAUUACCGCCUGGUGAAAAGAAUCUUGGGGUUUCUUUUUUUGAAAGCGUGGCGAAUGGCGUUUUAGAAAGACUGGACUGAAAAAGACAAUACGACUUUCGGCAUAUGCUUGAAAGAAAGCCGUACAUACACGUGAUCUGUCUAUUGUUCACAGGAGAAGAGGUUCAACUCCUCGAUUAUUAUUUCGACUCUGAUAGGCGAGUGCUAGAAAUGGAUACCUCUAUAUCCCUC